AUGCAGCCUCGACAGUCCGAGGCCCCGAACGAUGCUCCCGACCUUAUUCCAGCCAAGUCUCCCGAGAUAGAUACAGAUGAAGCCACCUACCUACCUGCCGAAGUGCCUUCGGCAAUGGAGGGCAUCAACUGGUGGUGUUACACGGUCCUGGGCCUCCUGUUCUUAACGGACUUCACGCCAUUAGGACCGGUGCUACUCCAGGGGGGCCGAGACGCGGGACUGUACCUUUGUGCCGUACAGUGGGGCCUAUUCGUACUACCAACGCUCAACUACUGCCGUGAGCGGGGUUGGGACCUCCGGCGGGUGCUGCGGCUACGGCCUUGCGGGCCAUCCUGGCUGAUGGCGGCUGCAAUCGCCGCCCGUACCGGUCUCGAUAUCGCACAACUGGCUGGGUUGGGACCGGAGCUCUCUGCCGCCGCUGCCCCGGACGACGCUGGCGCUACCGCUACUGCCGCCGCUGCCGCUACUGCUACUGCGGGGCUGCUGUUUGGUGAUUUGCUUCAGCGACCCGACGACCCGGGACAAUGGCUGCGGGUGCUGGCCACGAGUGCGUUGUCACCAGCGAUGGCGGAGGAGCUGCUCUACCGCGGUUUCCUCCUGACUGCCCUGCAACAGCGCCUCGGGGCCGUGGAUGCCGUCGCCGUCACCGCGGCGCUCUUUGCAGUUGCGCACCUUAGCCUGCCGCAGUUCUUCGCCUUUGUGCUACUGGGCGGCUGUGCGGGGGGGCUGGUGCUGGGCUCCGGUAGUGUGGUGCCAGCGGUACUGGCUCAUGCGGCAUACAAUACAACGGGGAUAGCGGUCGGCGUGGCGCUGACAAUGGGGUUUGGUCGAUGA
Volvox carteri f. nagariensis is the source of this 834-nucleotide messenger RNA. RefSeq lists its product as uncharacterized. The record is from RefSeq and is a predicted model, not a curated record. Gene Ontology annotation, cellular component: membrane. NCBI's taxonomy places the organism in Eukaryota, Viridiplantae, Chlorophyta, Chlorophyceae, Chlamydomonadales, Volvocaceae. Gene Ontology annotation, molecular function: metalloendopeptidase activity. Gene Ontology annotation, biological process: CAAX-box protein processing. The transcript is spliced from 5 exons. Bases 1 to 834 code for a protein of 277 amino acids.